Messenger RNA from Ricinus communis (castor bean), 1102 nucleotides. Its product is annotated as gibberellin 20 oxidase 2. NCBI's taxonomy places the organism in Eukaryota, Viridiplantae, Streptophyta, Magnoliopsida, Malpighiales, Euphorbiaceae. Gene Ontology annotation, molecular function: gibberellin 20-oxidase activity. The transcript is spliced from 3 exons. The record is from RefSeq and is a predicted model, not a curated record. Bases 38 to 1102 code for a protein of 354 amino acids. Gene Ontology annotation, biological process: response to light stimulus; unidimensional cell growth; gibberellin biosynthetic process.
UGCACACUUACUUUUUUCUUCUCCACUUGAUUCCCAAAUGCAGCAAAAUGUUUCUACUGCUCAAAAACAAACCAGCAGUACUAUACCUACUGAAUUUCAAUGGCCAAAAGAUGAUUUAGUCGGUGCCCAACAGGAGCUCAUGGAGCCAGUAGUGGAUCUUGAAUAUUUCCUUAGAGGUGAUGAAGGGGAAACACUAAAAGCUGCUCGUAUCAUCAAGACUGCUUGCCUGAAACAUGGUUUCUUUCAAGUGGUCAAUCAUGGUGUUGAUCUCAAACUUAUCAAAAUGGCAAAUGAUCAUAUGGAUAAUUUCUUUAAGCUUCCAACUUCUCAGAAGCUAAGGGCUAGGAAGAUGCCAGGCAAGAUGUGGGGCUAUUCUAGUGCCCAUGCUGAUCGAUUUUUGUCCAAACUGCCUUGGAAAGAGACAUUAUCUUUUGGAUAUCAUGAAAAUGGUUCGGACCCCGUUGUGUUGAAUUUCUUCAAUUCUACUAUUGGAAAAGAUUUUGAACAGAUGGGGAAGGUAUAUCAAAAAUACUGUGAAGCAAUGAAGGAGUUAUCUCUUUCCCUCAUGGAACUAUUGGCAAUUAGUUUGGGAGUUGACAGACUCCAUUAUAAAAAAUUCUUUGAAGAUAGCUGUUCUGUGAUGAGGUGCAACUUCUACCCAAUUUGUGAAGAGCCAAGUCUUGUUCUUGGGACCGGACCACAUUGUGAUCCAACAACAUUAACCAUUCUUCAUCAAGAUCAAGUUGGAGGCCUAGAAGUUUUCACAAACAAUGAGUGGCAUGCUGUUCCACCUCGUCAUGGUGCCCUAGUUAUCAACGUUGGUGACACCUUUACGGCAUUGUCAAAUGGGAUCUACAAGAGUUGCCUUCACAGGGCAGUGGUUAAUAAGUACGAGGAUAGGAAAUCGUUAGCAUUUUUUCUUUGUCCAAAAGAAGACAAGGUGGUGAGACCCCCUCAAGAUCUUGUUUGUAGAGAAAGGAAAAGGAUGUACCCUGAUUUCACUUGGUCUGAUUUGCUCCACUUCACUCAGGAUUACUAUAGAGCCGACUCUGCCACACUUCAAAACUUCACCAAUUGGCUCCUCAUUUCUUCCAAUUCUUAA